Suillus subaureus is the source of this 720-nucleotide messenger RNA. RefSeq lists its product as uncharacterized. The record is from RefSeq and is a predicted model, not a curated record. Lineage: Eukaryota; Fungi; Basidiomycota; Agaricomycetes; Boletales; Suillaceae. The coding region runs from base 1 to 720 and encodes 239 amino acids. The transcript is spliced from 2 exons.
AUGGCUGAUUUGCUUGCUGGGAGGGUAGCUGGCUUGUUGUUAGGUGAGCAGAGUGAUGCGGGGAGUAGGGAUGCCAAUGUGACCCACCAACCAGCGUAUAGCCAGUUUUCCAUUGCCCUCAGCAGGGAAGAGGGUGUGGAGGUCAUCAUGGAAUUUGUCCAUCAGAUAGUGACCCAAUGGUUCUUAACAUAUCCCUUGCAUGAUACCUGUCCUUAUCCUCCCAGCACUUCAUCUUCUCAAUAUAGUCAACAAUACUCUCUGAGCCCUCAAUAUUACACAUCUGCUCCUGCUCCUGCUCCCCUUUCUGCUCCCCCUUCUGCUCCCUCCCAUACUGCUCCUUAUAAUACAUCCCCCCAAUUCCACCUUCCCAGUCUUCCAGCACCAGAAUAUAACUUCAAAUAUGAUGACAACAAUUUUAAUCAGGAAACUAGUGGACAGUUUGAUGCAGACACCCCAGAUCACCUUGAAGGUGAUGAUAUGAUGAUUGAUGAGACAACUGAUUGCCCUCCCCAUGUUGCAGGGUCGAAAUGGCAGCUCCCCUCAUCACUGUCACUCCCUCCUGAUACUCCAGAACCAUUCCAUAUGCCUGAAAAAUCCUCGACAUCUUCCUACAACAGUCAUUCAGCAUUUGGUGCACACAAGCCAUUGAGCCAUGGGGGACAAUGCAAACUACCAUCAGAAAUGUCAUGGAGCAUGUCAACACCGUCAUUGACAACAUGA